GAAGAACGUUUAAACAAUACUGAAAAAGUUCGCCAAAGUGUUGCUGCAAAUCAUAUUACUUAUUCAACCAAUAGUGAAACAAACGAUCCAAGUACACUUAAUCCAAUAGUUGUUGAGAAUGAAAUGCCUAGUAAUGAUAAUUAUGAUAGUAAUAAUUAUAAUAGUGACGAUAAUGCCAAUGAUGAAUAUGAAAUAUUAAGUGACGAAACUAUUACUAGAGAAUGGGUUAAUGAAGAAAGUGAGGAACUUGAAGAAAGUGAGGAACUUGAAGAAUUAAACACAGUCUCUUCUGAUAUGCAUAAAUAUCAUCCAGCUGAGCACAAAGAUUCAAAGAUUGAACUUCAAUACCUCUUUACACGUACUUUAUCACAACCAACAUUUGUUCGUACUCUUCAGCAACAU
This is a messenger RNA of Racocetra fulgida, 402 nucleotides long. The record is from the annotation of a GenBank genome assembly. Lineage: Eukaryota; Fungi; Glomeromycota; Glomeromycetes; Diversisporales; Gigasporaceae.